Molecule: messenger RNA, 3234 nt
Organism: Musa acuminata subsp. malaccensis (wild Malaysian banana)
Lineage: Eukaryota; Viridiplantae; Streptophyta; Magnoliopsida; Zingiberales; Musaceae
Product: proline-rich receptor-like protein kinase PERK8
Biological process (GO): protein phosphorylation
Molecular function (GO): protein kinase activity; ATP binding
Source: RefSeq, a predicted model, not a curated record
AGAGAGAGAGAGAGAGAGAGAGAGAGAAAAGUCCACCGGAGCGAAAGAGAACAUUCGAAACAGGGACAACCAGAGUAAUUAGUGCCAAGAGCAGGAAGAUCUUUUCUUGAAAGAAUUUUAUCAUGGUCGUCAUCAGCUAAGUGUUUUGGAAAAAGCCGAGCAAGUUUUUGCUUCCUGACACAUGAAGGAUUGGAGGCUCUGCAGUGGGAAGCUACAAACUUGGUGGGUGGAAGAUGAAUCGCUCCUUGGACACUCCGAAGUAUGUUCAGACACACACUUCUGGUAUGCCAUUCUAAGACCAAGAACAGAAACAUAGGAGGAAAAGAGAAGAGAAGGUGAGAUCUAUCGAUCUGGCAGAUCGGGGAAUACACUUUUACGACUUCUGCAGUCUUGUGUUCUUCGUGGGUUGGCCACUUGCUGUGGGAUCAAAGGGAAAGGUGGGAUCUUGGAGGUUCUGUUCAAGGAGAAAGUUGGCAUUACUCGCCAAAAGUUCGGCUUAUUUUGGAAAGCGCUAUAGAUUUCUGGGGGUUUGGUACCGCCGCAUGCGGCGAGAAAAUUUGGUAAAGGUGCGAUCUUGCUGAGUUUGUUCAACAAAAGUUGAGAUUUUUGGGUAAUAAGUCACCACACCGGGAUGCUGACGUCCAGGAAGCUUUCGUUUUUUUCCGAUUCAAGUUGGUAGAUAUGGAUUUCGUUCGUUUCGAGUAUCUAAUUUUGGAGUCUGGGCGUACAAGUUUAGGGUUUCUCGCUCAUUUUUCUAUGUAAAGGAAAGGAUUUCUGGUGUUUCGAUGAUCUGAUCGAUCUUUUUCGCUGUUUUUGGUCCUGUUUGUGGAGCAAGAUAUCUCGAUGCGUUUCUUCCCGCAUUUAAUCUGGAAGAUCUGGCUCUGGAGAUUUUGCUGAUUCUGAGAUCUUGUGGAAGGAAGAAACUUUUGACUUGCUUGCCAUAAGAGCCGCAGAGCGACAGCGACGCUGAUUUCGUUGGAGGGAACUAAAUCUUGGUGAAGAUGUCUUCCUCCCCUCCGCCCUCUUCGUCGGCGAUUCCCCCGUCCUCUUCAACUUCGACUCCACCACCACCAUCUCCUCCUCCUGUUUCUAGCGCACCAUCUCCAUUCUCUCCUUCCUCACCACCAACUUCUCCACCAUCAGUAUCACCGCCACCAUCGAUCGCCAGUUCGCCUCCUCCUGUAACUACCCCCUCCCCGCCGCUGCCAUCGUCAUCUCCACCACCUUCUGCUUCUCCCCAACCACCAAGAGUGUCUCCUCCACCGGCUUCCAGUGCCACCUCUCCACCUGCUUCAGUACCAUCAACACCUCCUACUGCUCCUACUGAUCCUCCACCGUCUUCCGGCUCCCCGCCUCCUGCAUCACUGGCUCCACCAUCCGUGACACCACCUGCAGGUUCUUCUCCAAUAUCACCAUCAGCUAAACCACCUAACAGUUCUCCUUCAUCACCACCUCCAUCAGCGUCGGUAGGCCCGCCUUCGGUGACACCAUCUAAACAUGCAUCAUCACCUGCUGAAUCUCCUCCCCCUAACUUUUCUGGCGGUACGACUCCUAAGCUACCUGAUCGUCCUCCGCCCUUAACCUCUUCCAUUACUCCUCCAGGCAGUAUACCUAGUCCAAGUAAACGAGGUCCCAACACACCAUCGGUUCCUGGUUCAGAUGCGGGACAGGGAGAUGGUGGUCUGAAGACUGGACCUGCUGUGGCUAUUGGAUUGGUGGUGGCUCUCGUGGUACUUAGCAUAGCAGGACUGGCUGUGUGCUUUCUGAGGAAGCGCAAGAAUUCGGUUGCUGGAUGUAAUGCAGGGUUUGUCAGGCCUUCAUCAUUUACAUCUUCAAUAAUGUCGGAUUCACCACUUCCAAUGUCCCCAUCAGCUCCUUGUGUACAUCUUCACAAGUCUGGUAGCAUUGAGACGAUCAACUCACCACCUGAAACAGCAAUAUCUAGUACAACACCAUGGUUUUUGUACAAAGAGCUAUACGAUAUAACCAAUGGCUUUGCACCUCAAAAUAUACUAGGUGAGGGUGGGUUUGGUUCUGUUUUCAAAGGAUGCUUAGCUGAUGGAAGAGAAGUUGCUGUGAAGCAAUUAAAAGUUGGAAGUGGACAGGGGGAGCAUGAGUAUAAAGCUGAAGUUGAGAUCAUCAGUCGUGUGCACCAUCGCCAUUUGGUUUCUCUUGUUGGGUACUGCAUAUCAGACAACCAGAGAUUGCUUGUAUAUGAUUAUGUGCCUAAUGGAACACUUGAAUCUCAUCUUCAUGGGAAAAGAAAGCCAGUAAUGGAUUGGGCCACCAGGGUAAAGGUUGCUGCUGGUGCAGCUCAUGGCAUCGCAUACCUGCAUGAGGAUUGUCAUCCCCGGAUAAUUCAUAGAGAUAUAAAGUCUUCCAACAUCUUGUUGGGCAAUAAUUUUGAAGCUCAGGUUUCUGAUUUUGGGCUUGCAAGGUUAGCUGUGGAUGCUUGUACACAUGUUUCUACUCGUGUAAUAGGGACGUUUGGAUAUUUGGAUCCAGAGUAUGCAUCAAGUGGCAGGUUGACUGAAAAAUCUGAUGUUUUCUCUUUUGGGGUAGUGCUUUUGGAACUUAUUACUGGACGAAAGCCUGUUGACAGUACAAGGCCUAUGGGUGAUGAAAGCCUUGUUGAGUGGGCACGACCAUUGCUUUCCCGUGCACUCGAAACUGGAGAAUUUGGGGAAUUACCUGACCCUAGACUUGAAAAGAACUAUAAUGAAGCUGAAAUGUUCCGAAUGAUUGAAGCAGCAGCAGCAUGUACCCGUCAUUCGGCAGCAAUGAGGCCUCAAAUGGGAAAGGUGGUCAGAGUUCUUGAUUACCUUGCUGACAUUGAUCUUAGCAAUGGUGUCAUUCCGGGACAAAGCAAAGUGUUCCAUGUAGCUCAUUCAGCAGAUGUCAGGAUUUUUCAGCAAUUGGUAUUUGGCCGCCAUGAUUCGAGUUCUGAGUACAGCCAGUACAAUUGGUGCUGUCAGACCGACAUGUAAACAGGUCAUGUUGAUGUUUCUAAAUUUCUUCAGCUCAUGCCAAUGAAUAUCUUCAAGAGAAAGAAAUGGACCAACCACUAAACUGUCUCCAGAGAACAUCACUCAGAGUUCAACACACAAAAUGCUGCUCUGUAUUGUAUGCUCCCUUGAGUUGGAACAACAUAUUGCUGUUCCAGAUUCAUUAUAAGUUCUCAAAGAUAGUUGGCAUUCACCUCUUGCUUCCUUCUGUGAGAUAAAUGUUAGCCUU